Protopterus annectens (West African lungfish) is the source of this 2089-nucleotide messenger RNA. Its product is annotated as tropomyosin alpha-1 chain. NCBI's taxonomy places the organism in Eukaryota, Metazoa, Chordata, Ceratodontiformes, Protopteridae. The record is from RefSeq and is a predicted model, not a curated record. Gene Ontology annotation, biological process: cardiac muscle contraction; actin filament organization. Gene Ontology annotation, cellular component: actin filament. Gene Ontology annotation, molecular function: actin filament binding. The transcript is spliced from 9 exons. The coding region runs from base 124 to 978 and encodes 284 amino acids.
UACAGAGAACUUCUAGUGCAGUCCAGCAGUCAGGCACAGCUCAGACGCUCUGGUCUCCUCUCCAAGUCAACCUCGUCUUUCAGUUUCUUUUGGAGAACCUUGCUCAACACCUUCUAAGCCACCAUGGAUGCCAUCAAGAAGAAGAUGCAGAUGCUGAAGCUCGACAAGGAAAAUGCCUUGGACAGAGCUGAGCAAGCUGAAGCCGACAAGAAGGGAGCAGAGGACAGAAGCAAACAGCUCGAGGAUGAGUUAGUAGCACUGCAGAAGAAACUGAAGGGUACUGAGGAUGAGCUGGACAAAUACUCUGAGGCCUUGAAAGAUGCUCAGGAGAAGCUGGAACUUGCUGAGAAGAAAGCCACUGAUGCUGAAGCUGAAGUGGCCUCCCUGAACAGGCGUAUCCAGCUGGUUGAGGAAGAGUUGGACCGUGCUCAGGAGCGUCUGGCCACAGCCCUGCAGAAGUUGGAAGAGGCAGAGAAAGCUGCAGAUGAGAGCGAGAGAGGCAUGAAAGUUAUUGAGAACAGGGCACAGAAAGAUGAGGAAAAGAUGGAAAUCCAAGAGAUCCAGCUUAAAGAGGCCAAGCACAUUGCUGAAGAUGCUGACCGCAAGUAUGAGGAGGUCGCCCGUAAGCUGGUAAUUAUUGAAAGUGACUUGGAACGUGCAGAAGAACGUGCUGAACUUGCAGAAAGCAAAUGUGCUGAGCUGGAAGAAGAGUUGAAAACUGUGACCAACAACCUGAAGUCUCUGGAAGCUCAGGCUGAGAAGUACUCUCUGAAGGAAGACAAGUAUGAAGAGGAAAUCAAAGUCCUCACAGACAAACUGAAGGAGGCUGAGACACGCGCUGAAUUCGCAGAGAGGACAGUCACUAAGCUUGAGAAGACCAUUGAUGACUUGGAAGAACAAUUGGCAAAAGCAAAGGAAGAGAACCUCACUAUGACACAGAUGAUGGACCAGACAUUACAAGAGUUGAACAACUUGUGAAACCUGCCUUUUUUAUCUAAUGAUCUCACACCAGCUUGACAAAGUAAUCCCAUAUCAAUAAUGCAUUGAUUGUCACAUGGAAAGAAAUACUGAAAUAUUGGACUUCCUGUGAGUCAUAUAUGGAUAACAUUAACAUGGUACGCAAAUUGGGAAUCUCAGGCAUACGACAUUUAAGGUUUAUUCAAAUCAGUUUAUAUUUUUAACUAAAAGGAACUUAAUUAUGCUUAACUUUUAAUUUGAUUAUCAUGAUAAAAAGAUUAACUAGAAAAGAUGAGAAAGCCUUAAUUUGAAAAUAUUUUUCUCAUGUAUUAAUGUGUCAAAAAUAUGAUACAGACUACUAAAAAGAAAACAAUCCUGUUUAUCCAGGUGCAUAACUUCACGUUCCAACAACUACUACUAAUAAUUGAUAAGUAAAAGAAAAAGAUAACUAAAAGUCUUAAUUACACAUGUAAAAUGUGCACUAUACCCAUAUAUGGGUUUAAAGAUAAAUUGUGUUACAUCAGAAUUUGUUAAAAAUUAUUUCAAGUCUUAUUUAAGUCUUACUAUGUAAUAGCUGAGAUAAAAAAACACUUAAUAGAAACUGAUCAGUUGUUGCCAGUGCAUUAUUACUGAAGUAAAGGUAUUGCCAUCAGUUCUAAAAGUCAAAGUGUUCCAAAUUAUCUGGUAAUGAAAAAUGCCUUCCCCCGAAGAAAUGUGAUGAACUGUGAACAAAGACACUCCACAGACACUGAACUUACCAGACAGUUUGAAAAGAUGGGAAAUAAUCAGGCAGUUAAAACUUUACAUGGUAUAUGAAAUACCUAGAAUAAAAAAAUACUACUACUGUGUGGAAUUAUUUACAAAAAGAUUAUGGUGAUAUAGGUUUAAUUUGUUACCAAUCCAAUAAAUGCACUUGCAUGUAAUACCAAAUAAAAUGAAGUAUAGUUGCAACUUAAAUUGUACAUCUCUGGUUGCUACACAAGUCCCGGGCACGACUGACUUAAGGAAACAGAAGUUCCACUCCAUACCUUUCCAUUGCAGAGGUCUGUAAAAAUGUUCAAAAGAAAUUGGUGAAUAUUCUCCACAGUUAUUGAUUUUGGAUGUGCUCAAAAUAAAAAUAAUAUUAAAGUGA